Messenger RNA from Funneliformis caledonium, 312 nucleotides. Lineage: Eukaryota; Fungi; Glomeromycota; Glomeromycetes; Glomerales; Glomeraceae. The record is from the annotation of a GenBank genome assembly.
AUGACUUCAUCUAAACAGGAAACUCUACGUCAAAGAAUUUUACAUUACUGGAGGAAGAAAACAUGCAAUGCUAUUGAAAUACACUCAUUGACGAAGAUCCCACCUACCGAAACAAUUAAAGUUACUGGAGAAAUUAAACGUAAAAGUGGUAGUGGGCGUAUUAAAAUAAUAACACCAAAUGCAUUCCGGGUAAUUGUACAAUAUAUUCGAAGGGAGCCUUCAAUUUCUGCCAACUCUGUUGCUGCUAAAUUGGAAGAUGUUGCUCCCACACAACAACUGAAUAUCAAAAUGAACUUCCCCUUCGCACACUGA